Molecule: messenger RNA, 1601 nt
Organism: Zingiber officinale
Lineage: Eukaryota; Viridiplantae; Streptophyta; Magnoliopsida; Zingiberales; Zingiberaceae
Product: anthocyanidin 5,3-O-glucosyltransferase-like
Exons: 1
Coding region: 145-1545 (466 amino acids)
Molecular function (GO): UDP-glycosyltransferase activity
Source: RefSeq, a predicted model, not a curated record
AACUAAACGAACCCUUAAUAUUUUUGUCCACUCUAAAUUUCAACGGCAAUUUUGAGGUUGAGAAGCGAGCUUAUCCAAGUGCCCCUUAUCGCUUGGUUGGUUACUUGAGAGCGGCCCCGGGCAGAGCAAAGAGCUGCAAAGACAAUGAAGCCAACGGUGGUGCUUUAUCCCAUGACCGGCAUGGGACACGUCGUCCCCAUGGUCGAACUCGCCAAACUCUUCCUCCUCCAUGACUUCGCCGUCACCGUCGUCAUCAUGCACUCCCCCGUUAACCACCCGUCCUUAGGCCCCUUCCUCGCCCGUGUCUCCGCCGCCUACCCUUCCAUUUCCUUCCACCGCCUACCGCCGCCUACCGCCGCCGACCCCCCCGCCGGCAGCAGCUCCUUGGCCUCAUUCUUGGAGAACAUCCAACUCAACAACUCGCAGCUACUCGACUUCCUCGUUGCCCACCGCCUCACGGCUGACGUCCGCGCCGUCGUCCUCGACUUCUUCUGCGUCGCCGCCCUCGACGUCACAGCCGAGCUCCGCCUCCCGACUCACAUCUUCUUCUCCUCCAGCGCCGCUAGCCUCGCCAUCUUUCUCUACCUGCCUGCCGUUGAGUCGACCACCGAGCUCAGCUUCCGCGAGCUUGGCGACGCGCCGGUUCACUUUCCGGGACUGCCACCAAUCGCUGCGUCUGAUAUGCCCAGUCCCUUGAUGGACCGCACCGGAGAAAGCUAUGAAAGGCUGGUUAUAAUUUUCCAGCGCAUGCUCGAGGCUGACUCGAUCUUUAUCAACUCGUUCGAACCGCUAGAAUCGGAGACCGUCCAUGCUCUGCGCGCCGGGGCGUGCGCUCCCAGUCGCCGGAUGCCGGAAGUGCAUUGUAUCGGGCCGUUGAUCAGCGGCGGCGGCGAUGGAAAUGAAAGGGCGGAGUGCCUGAAAUGGUUGGACGUGCAGCCACGUGGCAGCGUGGUGUUCCUCUGUUUCGGGAGCAUGGGCUCCUUCUCGGUGGCGCAGUUGGAGCAGAUCGCCGCCGGCCUAGAAAGGAGCGGGCAGCGGUUUCUUUGGGUGGUACGGACUCCCAAAGAUUCCCCGGAGUCACAUGAACUGGACGUUUGCUUGCCGGAAGGCUUCUUGGAGCGGACGAAGCAGAGGGGGUUGGUGGUGGAGUCUUGGGCGCCGCAGGUGGAGGUGCUGAACCACGAGGCGGUGGCUGCGUUCGUGACGCACUGCGGGUGGAACUCGACGCUGGAGGCGAUCGCCGCCGGGGUAGCGAUGGUAGCGUGGCCGCUGUACGCGGAGCAGAGCCUGAACAAGGUGUUGCUGGUGGAAUGGACGGGGCUGGCGGUGGCGAUGGAGGGUUACAAGAAGGGAAUCGUGACGGCUGAGGAGGUGGAGGCGAAGGUGAGGUGGGUGACGGAAUCGGAAGGAGGAAGGGAGUUGAGGGAGCGGGCGGCGGCCAUGAAGGCGACGGCGGCGGCGGCUGCGGCGGAAGGCGGUUCGUCGCGACAGGCUUUGCUGGAAAUAGUCAAAUCGCUAAGGAAUUCCAAUCCGCAAGUGUCCUAAGUCAUAAUGAAUUCCAAGCCGCAAAUAUCCCAGGUGGCCCUUCAGAGUAAAUCAAU